GUGUGGCUGUCAAACUUUUGCUUUCGUUCAUGAUGCGACCGUAUACGAAGGUCGCGAGGCUCGUCAGCCAGGGCAUUCGAUGGAAUUCGACCGCAGCGGAUUCCCCCAAGUGGGCUCGUUAGCCAGUCGGCUCACGGUGCAAAGCUCUGCUGAGUAUCAAGUCCCGGAAAUGGAUCAAUACGCUCAAGAACGAAAGGCGCUGAUAGAAGAAAGGCGGAAACAACGGAUUGAGGAACGUGUUGCCCGUGAAGCUGCUGAGCGCAAGCAACGGGCUGCGCGUGCCGCUCAGCGGUCUCCUCCAAACUUAGCGCCGUCUGCUCCCACCGUCGCUGCUACUACGCCCACUCGGCCGAACUCCUCCGCCACCCCUCACACAAACCCAGAGGCCGAGCCUAGUGAAGAUAUGGUGGCUCACCGUAGGCAACUCCUCGAGGAAGCGCGCGCGGAACGGCGUACUGCACGACUGGCGAGGGAAGGGACUCGUCCACAGCAGACGCCUGGGUACCAGCGCCCUCCCUCCUCACCGCGCGGGCCGCGCGGAGUCGCCGCUGCUCGUGGCGAUCAACCUUCCAAUGGGACAAGAUUCCAGGACCUGGCAAGGGCGAAGAAAGGAGACCACGUCGCCCGCGGCGUCAGGAUAAAUUUGGGAAAGACUCACUUUCUGACAUGGAAAAGCCCCGAAAUCGCCAGAGUAAACCUCAAACGCCUCUUCCUAAAGGAGCGUCCAUCUUCCCGAGAUCGUCAAACACUCCUCGAGACCGUCGGUGGAGACUAUUCACGCUUCACCGCGAAAAGCCCCCAGCAUUUUGUUUCUGCUGCUGCGAAGCUUGGGCCAGGAAAGCACUCAGCAGUAGCCUCUGCUCACAGCAAGGAUAUCAUUGCGAAGAAACGCGAGGAGAUUCACGAAAUCGCGAAUACUUGGUCUGCGUAA
Molecule: messenger RNA, 931 nt
Organism: Mycena citricolor
Lineage: Eukaryota; Fungi; Basidiomycota; Agaricomycetes; Agaricales; Mycenaceae
Source: the annotation of a GenBank genome assembly